UGCAUGGAUGGGAUGGGUCGGAAAGGAUGCCAGAGGAGGCAGCGUUGGAAAGGGAGGUUGCAGUAGGCCAAAAAUAUGAUCAUCUGGCUUAUGGACAACUCCAGGAGAUCCGCAACCGAUUAUUACGGUGCGUCGAUAUAUCUAUCCAGGACACACUCCUAAUUCAUGUUUGUAACGAAUGAUGCAACAAUCAGCUGGUUGGAAACUAUCAGAGCAUUUGUCGCAAAUCGAACAAAUCCACACACCACUCGCAUAUUCCAAAGAAACGAACCGACUGAAAUUACAAGUUUCUGAGAACAGUGUAAAAAAUGUUAAAAAAUGCUAUUGGAUAUUGAUUUUUGUAAAAUAAAAAUGUAUAAAUCUAAAAUUUGUGGUUGUAGAAAGUAUAUAAAGUAAUUUUAUUUACGUAUUUCGGUGUGAAACGUUUAUAAUAUGGUCUUCAAAAAACGUGAAAAAUUGCAGCGGAUAUAAAGAUUUGAUGCAAAUGUAUGGAGACUGAGAGAAAUGCGAAAAAACUACGAACUUGAGUAAUAACAAAUUUUGAAAAGUAUAAAGUGUGAGCAAAAAGAAUUAUUUGAAGGCACUAAAUUUGCCGAUGGGGUAUUGAAAUUAGAGAUUCUAUGUUUAAAAUUAAAUAUAAAAUAUAGUGCAUGUCAGAAUAGCGACAUAUAUACAUACUAACCUUUCCUAAUAAAACAAUUAUACCCGUCUACCGAUUACAAGUGCUAGUUGUUAUUGUAGCCGAUGGUUCAGCGUGUGGCUUUCAAGUUCAGAUACGAGCACAAAUUAAUAAAAUAAUAAUAUAAAAAUAAUAUUAUUAUAAUUUCUUUCUAAAUUAAAAAAAACUAUAAAAUUGAGCAAAAGACUAGAAUUGCAAAAUAUUGAAGAUGUCUACCCCAGCAGUCAUUGAGGGUACGGCAGUAGCUGGUGAGGUUGGUGACGCUUACUUAAAUUUAUCCGGUAAUACGCGUCCUUUGCCAGAUGCGGAGUCAAGUGCUCGAACUUCAGCUAUGUCUAGCCACACUUUCCGGCGUCCACGUUCAGCCGCUACACGUAUGCAACAAAGUACAGAAGAAAAUGUUGAAAGCGGUGCCGUAAACGCUCAAAGCACUGUAAGUUCUUCAUCAAGUGUCAAUGAAAGCUCAUCAGCAUACGGAAAUGCUGCACCUCCAUCUGCAGAGGAUGUAAAUGUUCCACAAACAUUAACGCCUCUAAUGCGUAUGAAGUUAUUUGAAUUAGCGACCAGCAGUAGCGAAAGUGAUGGGGAUGAAAACCAACAAGAUGCAGCCGAAGGAGAUGGUGCUAGUAAUGGCGAUGCAAGGCGUGCAGCAUCCCCACCUCCCAAUUGCGCAAUUUGUUUAGGACGUUGUAAAAAUAAAUGUUUCACUGACUCCUGCAUGCAUCAGUUUUGUUUCAAGUGCCUCUGUGAAUGGAGCAAGGUGAAACCAGAAUGCCCGCUAUGUAAGCAGACAUUUAAAUCGAUAAUACAUAACGUCAAAUCGAUUGAUCAAUUCGAGGAGUACCAUGUGCAGCCACCCACCGUACAAAUUCCACAUCGCCCCAUGGAGGUCACCCUUAGGAACUUGCCAUAUAUUUUUGAUGCCGUCGUCGUGGAAGGAUCUAGGCGUGACUGGGAUCUUCCGCGCCGAAAUUCGGCACAUCGUAUCCGUCCCGCUCGCAGUGGCAUAUUUUAUCCUUCCCCAAUGGGUGAUGCACCAGCAAAUGCAGAACAUGGCAACGUUUCAAAUGUAACCAAUUUGUAUAGUCACUACCGCAAUGAGUUGCUAGACAUGUAUCAUCGGGAAGCGCCGGAUGCUGUAGCUAGCAGUGGGACUUUAAGUCAACUAUGGCGUCGUUUUAUAUACGAUCGUCGUCUCUUUGCACUACCAGUUUGUGAUAUAACAGGACGUUUUCGUGAAAGUACAGCCAGAUUUUAUAGGGAUAACCCUGCUCAAGUGCAUCGUCUCAUGCCGUGGAUUAAUCGUGACAUAGUGUGUUUGUUGCAAAAUACUGAACACGAUGUUUCUUUGCUGCUGGAACGCAUCAACGAAAGUCUACUGCAGACAAAUAUCUUAUCACCUGCAUUCCGUCGACGUUUGCAACCUUAUUUGGGAACAAAAACAUCACAUUUCAUUCAUGAACUAAAUAACUUUGCACGUUCCCCCUACGAUAUGAUUGGUUAUGAUCGUGCUGUACACUAUUUGCCACAAGCCCCUGAAGAGAUCGUCAUAGAGUUCUCAUCAUCCGGAUCUUCCGAUGAAGGAAUCGCAUCUACUGACAAUGAACGUGGCUCACGGAGUCGUAAUACGCGUGCACGUAACGAUGGUGAAUUCAGAGUGAUCUCACGCUCCGACAAUGCUUCGGGUAGUGGACCAGCUGAUUCAGUUGGCGCAUUGCUAUCGUUUAGCGUUAGCACUACCUCAGAGGGUACAGAAGCACCUGGUGUUAGCGUUUCAAUAAAUGGACGAAGUGGACAAUCGGCCGCUAUUAAUCUCAGCACACAUAACCGCGUCAGUGGUGACAUUAUAGACUUGGACGAUUUAGAAGCUGGAUAUGAAGCGGGCGGAAACGAAAGUGCAUCAACAUCGACGGCGGCGGCUGCAACAACUGCAAAUGAAGAAGCGGCUACAACAAGCGCUGCAGCCAAUAGAACUGCACCCACCGUUACGGAAAAUAUUGAACUCAGUUCAGGUAGCAGCGACGAAUGUGAGUUCGUUUUGGAGCGUAAACCACCACAUCUACGCACACCCGAACUGGUUAGUCUGAAUUCGGAGAGUGAUUCCGAUGUGGUAUUCGUAGAUGAGUCGAAACCAUUACGCAAAACCGCAUUUGCCAGCAGUGGCGAUGAAGAACAAAAGCAGCGCCAUACUGAAAGUAAAAAUAAAAGACCAACACCUCAAACAUCAAUAACAACAGCUGUAGGAGAAACAGCUUCACACACAGCAGCCGAUCGUGAGGAGCUGUAUAAUGUGGGUGCGAGCACAUCGACAGGCUUGCGUUCGUCUGGUGGUGGACGCGGCAUAAAAGAAAUGUAUGAGCGUACAAAACGCAGCACAGCGUCUCGACGUAAACGCAAUUUACGCAGCAAUCGCUCCAAGGAAGACACCCAAGCGAAAACUAUGCACAGGGGUAAACGUAUAUAUGAAAGCAGCUGCACACCCUCAAAUACCGACUCAUCCACCAGAUCCAGUGAUAGUGAUAGCGAUGAAGAUUUCAGCAUCAAAAGACAACGUGCGAAAUCACAAAGAAAUUCAAGAAAGGCCAAACCAAAGAGCAGCAAAAGGAAAGCGACGCAACAAACACGCAGCAGUAGCAACAGUCGCAGUCGUAAUAACAGCAGCAGGAAUAGUCGAAAACGACAAAGCAUGAUCACAAAUAAAGAGAAAAAAGAACAUUCCAAACGUUGCAAAGUCGAAAUGAAUACGGACUCUGAGUACUCAAGUGAUGAUGGACAAAAUUUAAUUGAGCUGCAGCGACGAUUACAAGCGCUUAAAGAGCAAGAAGAUGAGAGGAUUGAGGCGACGCAUGACUACCUAAGUGAACGUGAGCGCGCUAUAGAGCAGUACAAUUCGGAUGGUUAUAAUAAUGCCUCAGACCAAUUACCAACUGGCUCCAGCCAAUUUGGCAAAAUACAAACGCAACAGGGCGUUGCUUUUACUAAGCAAGAAAAUUUUGAUAGCGAUACGAAUGAGAAUAGUGUACAUUCAAGUUAUGCCCUCGAUCGGCUAGUCGAAGCGGCGGAAGAGUGUUUCGGUGUGGCACGAAAUGUGUGCGUCACAUCGACAAAUGAAGAUCAAACAGCUGCGCUCAACAUUGCUAUGGAGGAGGACAAUACGUUUUCAUCUACGGUAACACAAACAACAACUGCCACAACUGUUACUACCACAGCAGCGAAUAAUCGCUCCGUAUCGCGUGCUUCAGUCACAACUAACAAUACGAAUGACGACAACGAUAAUGAUAACGAAGACAAUGAUGAGCAUCGUAAUAUGCAUGAUAACUACAAUAACAGUACUGAAAGCUCAUCAACAUCAUCAUCUACGUCAACGUCAGACCCAACUGCAUCCUCCCAUUCACUGUAUUCAGCCACUAGCGACAGUGAAGAAGACGAAGAGGAGGACGAGCAGCAGCAUCAGCAGCAGGUGGAAGCAAUAUCGGCACAUCGUGCCAAUAUAAAUGAAAAUGAAAAUGAAAAUGAGACAGAUGGCAAUUCCUUAGGCUUGCAACAAUUAUUGGAUGGUGCUUCGUUGGGUGAUGAUUGGCUAGUGCAACAGCUCGGCAUCGACGAAGAGUCUACGGCUAAUCAUGAAAAUGCAGCCGUUAAUGAGAGUUCCGAUACGGAAGAUGUAUCGCAGCAGCAGGUACAAGUCGAGGAAGGCGUUUCAGUGCCAGAUAUUGAUAACGAUGUUAGCAGUAUAUUUCUAAAUCAACACGAUUCAAAUCUUGUUAUGCCCUUCAACUACGAUGCCGAGGGCAGUCAGAGUGAUGCUGAGUGACAAAUACAUGAAUUGUAAUAUUUAGUAAACUGCGAGACGCUACAAGAUGAAUAAUUACCUAACUUUUCUGUGCACAUUACAUUUAUGCGCGUACUUUGAUUAAAUUUGAUUUUUUUUUCUUCUCAUAACAACAAACACAUGGAUGACCUAAGGAAGCGAUUGCACUAGCAGCUAAUAAAUUAAGUUGAAAUUCUGAAAAGUAUUUAAGUCAACCAAUGAGCAACUAAAAAUUGUAAGCAGAAAAAUUUCAACUCUAUUUCUAUAAGACCGUACACAAAACCGGUUUGUAGUUUUAUUAAAUUAAAGUUUAUUUACGCAUUACACUAGUUAACAACUAUUUAAUUAUACACAUACGUACGUAUGGGAAAGCACUUUUGCAUAUAAAUAUUUUACUACUUUUCAAAGCACAUUCUACUGCGUAGCCUAGCGUCAUUCAAAAUGUGUCCAAAAUAGUUUUUGAAGGAGGAGCAGCGGGUGUUGUAUGAAUUGAAUUAAAGCGCCAACGUAUGUUCGUGUAUACGGUCCAGUGGUGUGAAAUCAUUACAUAUUGAUAAUUAGUUUAUAAAUAUAAGUUAUUAAUUAAGUAGUAACCUAAGUUGAUGCUACAUAAUUUGCACGUCAUAAAGGAUAAAUGGUGAAUUUAUGUUAUAAGAAACAAAUUGGUAAUUUUCCUAUUUAAAUGACGGCUUUUAAGCACUAAAAAAAACUCAACUUACAAUUUCCAUUUGACGGUUAUUUUCAAAUAUUAGCGGCUACGCUCGAGUCUACAGUUCAAUUGCAAACAUAUUUAUUUAGCUUGUUUUCCAGUUACUAAUCGACAACAAAACUCUUUUCAUGCGAUAAAUGCAAGUCAUUCCUGUUAAUCUAAUGCUCGCCAAAAUUUAUACCGUAAAAUUUGUAAAGUAUAUGUAUUUAGUGUGGAAAUGUAAUAAUAAUCAAGUCACAAUAGUUCACUCUCUCUCUCUCUCUCUCUAUAGUUCUUCAAAGAUAUUUGAGCAAAGAUAUAGAAAUCAAUUUAAUAACAUGACACACACACACAUAUAUACACUCAUACAUGUUUAAAUUCCACUGUAGACAUUUGCACACAUAACUGUGGUCGAAGUUUGGAUACUGUAAGAAAUGUUAUUGGAGGAGUCUGUACAAACAAACAAAAAAAAAAAAAACAAAAAAUAAAAAUAAUAAUAAUAAAUAAAUAAACAAACUAUACAUUAUUAAGCACACCAAUUGUUCUGCAUUCAUAUAUAUACACAUAUAUGUAUGAAUGUAUGUAUGUAUAUUUAGUUAUAAGGCACGUUAACAAAAACAAAAACAAAAAUAAAAUAAAUGAAAACAACACAAACCACAAAGAAAUCUACAAAUUUAUGACCCCGAGAAAUUUUAGUUUAGCAUAUAAUUUUACAUCAAUGAAUUAAUUAUACAUUAAAUAUAUACAUAUACAUACAUAUAAAUAUAUACAUAGAUUUUUUUAUUAAGAGUUGCUUAAAAGUAUAGAGAUUAUACGUCUGUUAUAGACUAUAAUAAUGCUAAAUAAAUGAAACGAACAUACUACACUAUACUACUACUAUGUGGAAGAUUACUUACAUACAUACACAUGUACUCGUAUAACGUAAAAUAAAUUAUAUAACACAGAAUAAUAGUACAUAACAAAUAAGUAUUCUCAUGGACAUCAAGAGGAAAGAAGAGAAAGGAAUGUCAUCUGUAUAUUCGAUUCGUAUUCGUUAAUAAAUGUAAGAAAAUAUU
This is a messenger RNA of Ceratitis capitata (Mediterranean fruit fly), 6233 nucleotides long. RefSeq names its product E3 ubiquitin-protein ligase Topors (gene Topors). The coding region runs from base 888 to 4493 and encodes 1201 amino acids. The record is from RefSeq and is a predicted model, not a curated record. Gene Ontology annotation, molecular function: ubiquitin protein ligase activity; metal ion binding. Lineage: Eukaryota; Metazoa; Arthropoda; Insecta; Diptera; Tephritidae. Gene Ontology annotation, biological process: protein monoubiquitination; protein polyubiquitination. The transcript has 5 exons.